AUGUCUACCACCAACACCAGCACCUUCAUCCCAGCACAAUUGACUGACAACAUCCAGCCAGUCAUCACUGCUGAAAAUGCCAAGUGGAUGGUUGAGGAGGCUACCAGGCUUAUGUGGGCCCAGCUGACACAGCCACCUGUCAACCAGAUGAUGAUGGUUCAAGAGGCUGAUGUGAAGGAUCAUGCAUGGUAUUGCCUUCAUCACCAGCCUAAGUCUCACCCAUAUUACAAGGUCAUGGAGGAGCUUACCAGACCUUUGUUGAGGGUCAAGCACCAGGCACAGCUGGUGGAUAAGGGGAAGGGGAAAGAGUUGGGUACAGAUGAGGCUCAAAGGAUUUGGCUUCCAGAAACUAUGGCUAGAACCACUGGAGUUGUGAUGCAGAAGCUGGGAAAUGAGGAGGAUCAGAACAGGGAGAAGGCAUGGGGCCAUAGCCAGUCAAGAUGUGGCCAGCCAGCAGCAAAGCCUGUUGAUGCCAGUGAUCAGACCAGUAGAGGCCAGAGCCAGUCAAGGAGACCAACAAAGAAGGUGAAACCAGCAGUUGAUGAGGAUGUGCAGGACUGGCAAGACAUCAACAACCCUCCUGAGUCCUGGGAGGUAGUGCCAGAAGCUGAGCAGUGCGUGGGAUGCCAGGACAGGAGUUGGCCCUGCAUGGUGCUAGCUGGCAGGGCAAUGCUGGCAAUGCCACUGUACCAAAUACUCAUGCAGCUUGUUCAAGGGGAGGGGAGACAAGUCCAAGAUGCAGUGAAAAGGCUCCUAUUCAAGGCCUUGCCAGGAAUAAUCCCCAGAAGACAUGGCCAGCCUUCCCACCACUUCAACACUGGCUGCACCAGCUCCAUUGACCAGUCAACAAACCAAACAUCAAAGGGCACCAAUCCAAAAUCAAUCUGCUGGUCCAUCCAAAGUAAAAAGCUGUCAUUCAUCCCCUGGCCCAUGGACUGGCUGCCCCAUGGAAAUUAUUACUCUGUCAUGGCUAUCCUGGUCACAGUCUUGUGCAAGAAGCAUUGCAACAGACCCACCCAUCACUCCAGUGCCAACUACUACAACCAGUGCCAAUGA
This is a messenger RNA of Pisolithus orientalis, 1056 nucleotides long. RefSeq lists its product as uncharacterized. The transcript has 5 exons. The coding region runs from base 1 to 1056 and encodes 351 amino acids. The record is from RefSeq and is a predicted model, not a curated record. Lineage: Eukaryota; Fungi; Basidiomycota; Agaricomycetes; Boletales; Pisolithaceae.